UUUCAAUUUCCGCCUGAUUCGAUCAGUCCAACCUCAUCUUCCACAUCCCCAUGCCCGUCCAGCCUCAUCUUCGACAUCUCACCUCACUCUCCCCCAAAACGCCCCAGCUGGGUUGUCACUUUCUUUUGCAUCAGAAAAUCCUCUCACUUUCCUUUCAAUCGGAAGAAGCACUCUUCAUCUCCACAAGCUCCAUCUCUGGCGGUGCUGAAUCACUCUUCACUUUCCUGCCGACCCGAGCCUAUGAGCGAUGCCCCUGCGGCCCUGCAUUCAGUCUCGAUGUCGCCUCUUCUUAAGACGCUUCCUGGGCCAUUUUCAUCACUCAGGGAUGAGGUAUUGUUCUGGCAUAUGUUUUUAUUAAUUAAUUUUAUUCAAUUUACUGAAAACAAGCUUUGUUUUCACCCGAGCCUCCGAGCUCCAUCUCUGGCCGUGAGUAUGAGCAAUGAUGAUCGAUUUUUUUGGGAUGCGAUGAUAGGAGCAGCCAUUCCUUCUCUUCACAACCACUUAGACUUCCUCACGCAGUUACUCACUGCAAUCUUAGGUGAAAUUAAACAUCCCGUCAAAAGAAAGACUUCGAGAACACCCACAAUUUGCACUCUCAGUACUUUUGGGGUUACCCUGUGCAACAUCAGAAGUGAAGAGCUCAAUCCCCAGGCUAAAUGGUCUCACACAAGAUAGCUUAAAUUAUCUUCACUCACUGCAAUUCAAGCUUGAUGUCUUCCUAGCACAUGAUACUAUGAGAGCAGAUUAGUACUUCUUGCUUCAUGAAUGUUGUGCAACACUUUCAAGGGAUAGCCAGUGUUGGUUUUAUCUUCUCUAGAACCCUCUUCAGUGUUUCUUUAGAUUAUACGGAUGAUGCCGUUGUUUGAACUUUGAAUGUUUUGUUUAGACGUAUAAUGUUGCAGUAUUGGUUUUCUUCUUAUCUUCUUUGGAAGCAAUGGAUAGUGGUAUAUAUUGUCAUUUUUCAUCUCCCUCUCGCAUUUUUGGAAACCUCCAAUUUCAUUUGUAAAAUUUGUUUUUGAUGUGUGAAUUGACCUUUGAAUUGAAAAUGUGGUUACUUAGUUGUGGUUGACUUCUGCAAAAG
Molecule: messenger RNA, 1081 nt
Organism: Cuscuta epithymum
Lineage: Eukaryota; Viridiplantae; Streptophyta; Magnoliopsida; Solanales; Convolvulaceae
Source: the annotation of a GenBank genome assembly